CUAUCGCUGGUCCACUCCGCCACUCCCCCAUGCCAUAGCAAGACGCUCCCCGCAGCACUUGAUGGUACCAUUACCGGCUGUUCCAGGAUCUCCCAAUCUGACCGUCGAAUUCGGCAAAUUUGGCGCAAAUUAUUCCCAGCUGGUCAAUACGUCGGUCAGCCGAAUAGAAGGAAUUGUAAACUUGACGUCCAGUCGCCAUUACAAGUUUCGUGUGUCCAGUCCUGCGGAUUACGGAAUCUUUGGUCAAGCUGCUUUCUCCAUGGAAGCGGCGUUCUACAUUCCUAAUUGGUGCAACUAUAUGGGACUCUAUUAUGACGAUGACGAAACUAUUUGGAAUCGCUGUGCAUUUCGUGCUUGCACAUGUAGGAGCGGAGUGGCCUUUUGCCCCCACAAUCCAACUUGUGAAAAGCAAGUCUGUUCUCAACGAACGAGCGGUUGCUGUGAAGCAUGCGGCGUUCAAAGUCCUUGUGAUUUAAACUGUACGCAAGGAAAGACAUGUUUGCUCGGAGGAACAGGAAAAAGUUGCCGAUAUGUGAUGCAACACAGUGAUUCACAAGUAUUAUUUGUGAACCUGUCUAAAAUAGACGUUCACGUCUUUGACUACGCUCGGAAUCUUUGGUAUAAGACACCCAACUUUACGGUUGUAGAUCAAAGACCGAUCCUGAUUGUGAUGAACCAUGGACAAAAGGGAGUCCAUUUCAGAUCCCGGAUCAAUUCUACCACUUAUCAUUUCGGCUUUGGGUCUUAUACCUUCAAUGGUUCAAUUGUGUCUACCCGCGGAGUCAACGUUUGCCCGUUUACGCCGCCAUGUGAGCGACAGUUCUGUUCUGAAGACUCGAGGAGUUGUUGCGAACCAUGCGGGAUUCAGGGUUCUUGUGAUCUGAACUGUACGCUGGGAAAGACGUGUGUGUUUGGAGGAGCCCGUAAGAAAAGCUGCCGAUAUGUAAUGGAGCACACUACCCACUUACCUGUGGGCCCAAGUUCCAACAACAUGGUAGUGGAGGUUCAGUACUUCGACAAAGCCAGUCGUCAAUGGAUGCAUACAGAACAGUUCACCAGGGCUCUAUACCGAAACACAUACCUUCAAGUCUUAGUUGUGUUGGACAAUGGACAUCAGGGAACCUAUUUCCGAUCUAGAGUCGUCGCCUACGAUAAUGGACCAACCACGUAUUCAAUGGUGUCCACCGGAAUUCCACCAACUGGUUACCCCGACUACCGCUGGGCCACUCCACCGAUAGUAUCGCCCUUAGGAGCCCAGCCUCCACAAUUGAUCUUACUACUACCAACUAUUCAAGGGUCGCCUAAUCUGACCGUCCAAUUCAGCACCUUUCACCAAUCUGUUCCGGAGGUGUUUACCACAUCUGGCAAGACAUUGGCACAGCGUGUAAAUAUCACGGCCACUCGCCAUUACAAGUUCCGUUUUUCAAGUGUUGCAGCUCUCGGCACCUUUGGUGAUGCUGGCUUGUCAAUGCUAGGGACUUUCACGAUUGGAGCACAAUGCAAGUAUAUGGGAAGCAAGUAUUUUAAUGGCGCGCGGUACCCGAAUGUCUGUGGACGUGAUAUUUGCACAUGUGAAAGCGGAGUGAACGUUUGUCCCUCCACGGCACCAUGUGAGCAACACUUCUGUUCUGAAACCAGGAGAGGCUGCUGUGAAGCAUGCGGGAUUAAGGUGAAAGGUGCUUGCGAUCUGGUCUGUACGCACGGAAAGACAUGCGUGGUUGGAGGAGCCGGAAAACGUUGCCGAUAUGUUAUGGAGCACUCAACAAACAUGUCUCUCGACCCCAGUAUCCGCCAGGUGGAAGUAGAGGUUGAGUAUUAUGACCAAUUCCAAAAGGCCUGGUACCCGACGCACAAUUUCACGAAAACUCUCAACCCAGUUCCAUACUUACUGGUCAUGGUGGUGGUGGACGAUGGACAUGUGGGAACCAAUUUCCGAUCUCGAGUUAACUUACACACACCUCACCGAAACACUUACUCAAUUGUGUCCACGGGAAUACCAUCAGCUGGUUUCCCUAACUACAUCUGGGCCACUCAACCUUCAAUCUCUCCCCUAGGAUACAGCCCUCCACAAGUGGUCGUGCCACUACCAACGCUUCAAGGGUCUCACAGUAUUUCCGUUGAAUUUGCUGAAAGGGACGAGCAAUACUCCGCGGUGGUUAACACGUCAAGAACCAGAUUAGAAGGACAUGUUAACCUCGCGUCCAGUCGCCAUUACAAGUUCCGCAUGUCCUCUCAGACGGCUUUUGGAAAGUUUGGCCAUGCCGCUUUCUCGAUGGAUGCAUAUGUCUACAUAGAUCAUCAAUGCGAGUAUCUGGGACAUGUUUAUAGCAACGGUGACCAGUACCCGAACGUCUGCGGAUACGGUACAUGCUUAUGCCGAAAUGGAGUGAAUGAUUGCCCCAAUACACUGCCAUGUGGUCAGCUGUUCUGUUCCGAAAACACACGACGUUGUUGUGAAGCAUGUGGGAUUCGAGGUCGCUGUGAUUUGAACUGCACGCUGGGAAAACAAUGCAUGAUUUCAGCAGCGGGACCAAGUUGCCAAUCAAUCAAGUGUAUCGUGCCGGAAAUUGCUAACGGCACAACAAACAACAUAUACAUCAUGUAUGGUGAAGCACUAGUCUACACAUGCAGUAAGGGCACUGCACCACCAAGCGGGACUCGAGCAAUCUGUCAAGCAGACGGCACUUUAAGCGCGCUACCCAAAUGUGAAUUAAUCAAUUGCAAUGUGCCGGCAAUUGCUAACGGCACCGCCACCAGACAAUAUGUCAAAAAUGGUGAAACGCUGGUCUACACGUGCAAUCCUGGUACAGUGCCGCCAAGGGGGAAUCAGGCUAUCUGUCAGGCAGAUGGCUCUUUAAGCCCAAUGCCCAAAUGUGAAUAUUUCGUAAAAUACGAAUACUGUCUUGGUGUAAUCCUCCGAAGAACUCCCGAUUACCAGGUCUACAGCCACCAAGUUGGCGUGGCGCUGUGCCAAUCAGCACAUGCUGGCAUUUUUAGCAGCAGAGCCUACGACGCGGGAUGUGGUUUUGGUGUACUCAACCAACCCAUCGUAGCGUGGUUUGGUAGCAGCGCUUCCAAUGGUGAAUUCAUUGACACACUUGAAGAUUCGCACCCUCCAAAUACUGUAAAGCGCCAUGUCGUAUGUGAAUUCCCCUGCAAACGCACAGCCGGUGAUCAUAUACAGAGAAUAUCAGCUGAUGGAACUGUCACGUGUAAAAGAGGUUAUGAAUACCUUCAUCCUCAACCAGUGUGCAAUGGAACAACUCAAGUUCAAGUGUGUACUCCACGCCUAGUGAAAUACCAAUACUGUGCUUUGACUGGCUCUGUCCUGAGACGAACACCGGACUACCUGUACCAUAACCACUCAAGUGCUGUGCUGUUGUGCCAAGAUGCAAAGUCCAGCAUUCUCAGUUUUACUGCUUUUAACUUUGGUGGAUGUGCGUCGAGUAUAGUUAAUCGCAACAUCAUUGCCUGGGUGGGUGACCAAAGUGUGCGUGGUAAAUUCCUUGACACACAUUUCUCUUGGUAUUGGCCAAACGCGGUUACGCGCUAUGCCGUAUGCGAAGCCAACUGCUGGCGUCAACGUGUUGAUAACAUUAAGAAAAUAUCAGCUACGGGAUAUGUCACGUGUGAACCAGGUUUUGAGUACCUUUACCCUCAACCGGUGUGCAAUGGAACGAAUCAGGUCCAGGCCUGUACUUUGCUCACUCAGUGAAGAAAGUAGUUCCUUUUGUUGCUCAACUCCAACUCAAAUCAACCUUCAGUUGUACUUUAUACUCAUCUCCACGUUACCAUGAUGGAUCUGAGGCAAUGUGUCUCUGGAAAGGCAUUGCCAGCGAGCAGUCUGCGUGUGCAUGUGAACGAAAACGCGUUGUUGUGCGUGUUUGCACGAGUGAGUGUGUGUAUUCAUUGGUGUUGAUGUGUUUGUUGGUACAUUCCUAACCCCCGCUCUCCCCUCAGAUACUUCCCUUCCUUUCCACUAACCGUAUAGUACAGCCUGACCACCCCAUAAUUAUAAUAUAAUAAUAAUUUUAAUAAUAAAAGUAGAAAGGAAAAGGACAUAUGGAAACGAGU
This is a messenger RNA of Sycon ciliatum, 4074 nucleotides long. RefSeq lists its product as uncharacterized. The record is from RefSeq and is a predicted model, not a curated record. NCBI's taxonomy places the organism in Eukaryota, Metazoa, Porifera, Calcarea, Leucosolenida, Sycettidae.